Molecule: messenger RNA, 3733 nt
Organism: Callithrix jacchus (white-tufted-ear marmoset)
Lineage: Eukaryota; Metazoa; Chordata; Mammalia; Primates; Cebidae
Gene: TMEM97
Product: transmembrane protein 97
Cellular component (GO): endoplasmic reticulum
Source: RefSeq, a predicted model, not a curated record
UGAACAUAAAUACUUACUUAACAAGUAAACGAAUCCUUGACCCUCCCUCAUGCUCUACAGCCGGUGAGGAGUCCUGUCCAUUUUACUGCCUCCUACGUCCCUCGAGUCCUCCCCUCCGCUUCUUCGUUCACCGUGACUGGCUGCCUCCCCAGAUUCGCAACGCCGCGGCGCUCGAAUCCCGCUCUGUAACCCUCGCUCCGUGACGCCCGCACUGCACGGGGGCACCGCGGCCCAAGACAGGCGCUGGUCUCUAAUACACGAACGGAACGAGCAAACGGAGGCACGAGGAAAAAGAGCACCGCCAGCAGCGCCCGGAGCCCAGGAUACCGCGGCGGGGACGGAGAAGCCGAGCCCACGCACGUAUCCGUGAAUCGGGAUCUGCAAAGGAUAGCCUAGCGCCAAACGACGUGACUAAUCCCCGCUCACGCGGCGCUCCCAGCCGCCAAUGGAAACAGCUUUCGAGCCGCCUUCUCCACGCGCCAUACUCAUACGGACCAAUGGGUGAGCCCUUCAGGGAAUGCCGCCCCCUGUCCACGAGCCUCCUCUCCUCUCCAGCCAAUGUGAGCGGCCUGCGUGGCCUUCGAGGGGGCGGGGUGGCGGUCUUAGCGCGUCAUCCAGGAAGGCGCGCGGUGCUGGAACCCUCUUCUCAUAACGGCGAGUCCAGGCCCAACCGACAGAAGAUGGGGGUUCCGGCAACCAGGCGCUGCAUGGAAUGGCUGUUGGGCCUCUAUUUCCUCACUCACAUCCCCAUGACCCUGUUCAUGGACCUGCAGGCGGUGCUGCCGCGCGAGCUCUACCCGGUCGAGUUUAGAAACCUGCUGAAGUGGUAUGCUAAGGAGUUCAAAGACCCGCUGCUACAGGAGCCCCCAGCGUGGUUUAAGUCCUUUCUCUUCUGUGAGCUUGUGUUUCAACUGCCUUUCUUUCCCAUCGCAACAUAUGCCUUUCUCAAAGGAAGCUGCAAGUGGAUUCGAACCCCUGCGAUCAUCUACUCAGUUCACACCAUGACAACUUUAAUUCCAAUACUCUCCACAUUUCUGUUUGAGGAUUUCUCCAAAGCCAGUGGUUUUAAAGGACAAGGACCUGAGACUUUGCAUGAACGGUUAACCCUUGUAUCUGUCUAUGCCCCCUACUUACUCAUCCCAUUUGUUCUUUUAAUUUUCAUGCUCCGGAGUCCCUACUACAAGUAUGAAGAGAAAAGAAAAAAAAAAUGACGGAAACAACCAUUGGCCCAGGGUAGAGAUGCCUACAGGGCGGUUGUUUGUUGGAUACAAGGAACACUGCUCAGAAUCCACGUCUUCAGCAGUAUUUGAAACACUGGCAACAACACACAAGAGCAAGAUGGUAUCAGGAACCAUGUCAAACCCUUUUUUUUUUUUUUUUAUUUAAAGACAGUCUCACUCUGUUGCCCAGGCUGGAGUGAGGGGCAGUGGCAUGAUCUCAGCUCACUGCAGCCUCUGCCUCCUGGGCUCAAGUGAUCCUCCUUAAGCCUCCCGAGUAGCUGGAACUAUGGGUGUGUAGCACCAUGCAUGGCUUUUUUUUUUUUUUUUUUUUGAGGAGACGGGGUUUUGCCAUGUUGCCCAGGUUGUUCUUGAACCUAGUAGGCUCAAGUCAUCUGCCCACCUCAGUCUCUCUAAGUGCUGGGAUUACAGAUGUGACCACCUCAGUCUCCAUAAGUGCUAGGAUUACAGAUGUGACCACCUCAGUCUCCGUAAGUGCUAGGAUUACAGAUGUGACCACCUCAGUCCCCUUAAGUGCUGAGAUUUUAAAUGUGAGCCACUGGGCCCAGCCCAAACUUUCACCUUCUGAGGGAACUGGGAUGAACAGACUGAUUGGCUUAAAGUGGGGAAAGGGAUGUAGGCUGGGUUAUAGGGAAGUGGUACUGAAUACCUGACUAUAUGCCUAAGUUCCGCUGCAAGAUUAUUAAAGCAGGACCAGACCAGAAAUUGCUAAAGAACAUGGCCUGCUUGACAUUUUCAUGAGUCACCUGACCCACAGGAUAUAUGCUGCUUAUGACUAAACCCUCCACUCCUGAUUCCCUAGAGUAUAUCAACCUAUCAGCAACAUGAACAGUGCAAUGUUUGGGGCCAUUUUAAAAUGGGAAAUUUUGUCUUUGUAAUAUUAAUUCAAAACUAUGUCAUGUUUUCUUGUCCCCACCUCUAACCCAAGGAAAAAAGAAAAUACUAUGCAAAGGAAGUUUAGUUUUCUUAAGGUUUAGCCCUACAAUGACUUUCAGUCAGAAAUGGGUUAGAUUGUAAAAUGUUGGCCGGGCGCGGUGGCUCACGUCUGUAAUCCCAGCACUUUGGGAGGCCGAGGCGGGUGGAUCACGGGGUCGAGAGAUCAAGACCAUCCUGGUCGUCAAGGUGAAACCCUGUCUCUACUAAAAAUACAAAAAAUUAGCUGGGCAUGGUGGCGCGUGCCUGUAAUCCCAGCUACUUGGGAGGCUGAGGCAGGAGAAUUGCCUGAACCCAGGAGGCGGAGGUUGCGGUGAGCCAAGAUCGCGCCAUUGCACUCCACCUUGGGUAACAAGAGCGAAACUCUGUCUCAAAAAAAAAAAUGUUUUUGUUUCUGUUGUAAACAGAUCCUAGGAGGUUUUUUUGUUGUUUUGUUUUUGAGACAGUCUUGCUCUGGGCAUCUGUGGCAUGAUCUCAGCUCACUGUAAUCUCUGCCUCCUGGAUUCAGGUGAUUCUCCUGCCUCAGCCUCCUGAGUAGCUGGGGACCACAAGCACAUGCCACCACGCCGAGCUAAUUUUUGUAUUUUUAGUAGAGAUGGGGUUUUACUAUGUUGGCCAGGAUUGUCUCUAUCUCUUGACUUCAUGGUCCACCCACCUUGGCCUCCCAAAGUGUUGAGAUUACAGGUGUGAGCCACUGCACCCAGACGUCUUUAAGUUACUUUAUUUCUAAACCUUAGUUUUCCACGUUUCUGGAGGCCACCUGACACAAGUCCCUUUAUCUGAAGUCUAGCAUCUCAAGCCUGAUCUGGAAGUGUGCUCCCUAGUGGAUAACUUCAUCCUUCUAAUAUAGUUCAGUCAUUCCCAUCUUGUUCUCAGAAGGGAAGGUGGCUGCAGCCAGGCACAACAUAGUCAUUGUGUGCAUAUAGGGUCUCCUCACGUUGGUGCUUGGCAUUCCAUCAGCUUUCUCUAAAUCUGUGCUCAAGUCCAACCUUAAAAUGAUGUUACACAGCAGGUCCCAGUCAGUUCCCUCAAUUUUCACCCACUUUGCUCAAAAGCCAUAUUGGUCUGAUUAGUGGUAUUGUCUUGACUCGCGUGUCUGAUCCAAAUGUAGCUGCUGAACACUGCCUGGUUUGUUUUCUGGACCGGGGGAUAGGGAAUCUAUCACAAUGGGUUAAACAUAUUUCAAGGGCAACAGGAAAAAAGGUACAUCAAGCCAUUUGAAAACAAAUGUAUUGCUUCUCCUUCCAAAGCUUUGUAAAUUGACAAAAAAAAAAGGACCAAAGUUUACAAACUGUUUAGUUCCAACUAGGAGCAUAAGAGGUGAGAACAUGCACUGCAUGGUCACCAGCAGCAGCUGUGUGCUGAUGUUUAAAAACGGGCUCCCCCAGACGCAGGGGGCUGCCUUCCUUACACGCCACCUCUUGUGACAUAGGUCACUGGUGAAGCCGCUGGAAUGGUACAGAGGUUUUUUUGGUUUUGAGGAGCUUUUUUUGUUUUGCCUUCCUGCUAUAAAAGUGAAAUUUUCAGUUCAUUUCUGAAAAAUAAAUUGGUCAAUAAAUUCA